AUGCCAUUGCCUGUAUUGAUCGUUGGAGCAGGCCUUGGAGGCAUUUGUUUAGCCCAGGCACUGAAAAAGAACAAUAUCCCAUUCAAGCUAUUUGAACAAGACGAGAAAAGCACGUUCCGCGCCCAGGGAUACAGACUAAGAAUCACCAAACAUGGCGUCGAUGCGCUGAAAGAGGCCCUGACACCCGAGCUGUUCACUCUUUUCGAGAAAACCUGCGCCGAUACACCUGCCAUUGGAGUCCGAAUCAGGCCUGAUGGAACACAUAUCCCCUCCCCUGGUGGCUUCAGACCGGCCGGUUCCCAGUCCAAGUCCUAUACAGUGGAUCGAUCGACCUUUCGCGAGGCCCUCCUAACAGGACUUGAGGGACAUGUGUUCUUCGGGAAAAGCCUCGAGCAGUACACCAUUCACCCCGACAAAGUGACGGUUUACUUUGCAGAUGGAAGUACCGAGGACGGAUCCCUGCUAGUUGGCGCUGAUGGUGUCCGCUCUCAAGUUCGCAAGCAGUACCUCCCCUCGUUCCAAGGCCUGGAUACUGGCACGCGAAUCAUCUUUGGAAAGACCCCAUCAACCCCAGAAUUCCUCGCCAAACUUGCGGAGGAAUAUCGACAUGGGAUGAGUCUUGUCCUCGACCCUGAAGAUCCGUCUCAGCCAUGCGUCCUAUUCGAGUCGAUCAACUUUCCAUACGUAAAUGAAAUCAUUGAACCGCAACUACCAGAUCCUUACAUGUACUGGGUACUCUGCACACAAAGCUCACAAAUCCCCAUCUCCCGAGAGAAAUCGUGGCAUAUAAACCCGCAAGAAUCAGCAGAUCUCUCACGCAAGCUUACCAGCUCUUGGAACCCAUCACUCCGAGCUAUCUUCGACAUGCAGGACUCGAGUCAAUCGGCCAUUCGCUCGAUCCUGUCCGCUAUGCCGGAGAUCGCACCUUGGGAGCCUUCUAGCCGAGUUACUCUGCUUGGUGAUGCCAUUCAUGUUAUGCCUCCGACGGGAGCGAUGGGCGCUAAUACUGCGUUGCGAGAUGCAGCCGAUCUCGCACGCCGAAUUGCAACGGCUGGGGGCGUUGAAGGGGUAGAUGAGGUGGUAGUUGGAGAUUAUGAAGCGAACUUGCGUGGCUUUGCUAAAACCGCGAUUGAGCUGAGUUGGCAAGGUGGUAUGAAGAGCUUUGGGUUGAAGCCGGUCGAGCAGUGUGAGAGGAUCAUACUGUGA
Messenger RNA from Penicillium cataractarum, 1206 nucleotides. Its product is annotated as FAD-dependent oxidoreductase. The transcript has a single exon. The coding region runs from base 1 to 1206 and encodes 401 amino acids. Lineage: Eukaryota; Fungi; Ascomycota; Eurotiomycetes; Eurotiales; Aspergillaceae. Gene Ontology annotation, molecular function: FAD binding. The record is from RefSeq and is a predicted model, not a curated record.